AUGCCGAUGUUACUUGCCGACCGAUUCCGUCUACGUCACUCGCUCCGCGACGCACUUUACGGACCAGUCGGACUCUACGAAGAUACUCAGUGUAACAAUGAGCUUGUAGCCAUUAAGCAGGUAUCGCUGACACGAGCCCUUACGGCGCUGCGUCAGAAUCCUAACAUGGACAACCCUUGGACCGAACACCGAGUCAUCUCACGUCUCAUGACGUUGCCUCCACACGCUAAUGUCGUGCACUUCCGCAACGAAUUCUUACAUGCUAAGGACACGUGGUGUGUCGUCAUGGAGUUCUGUCCGGGUGGGGACCUCUGGAACCUGCUUGAGCGGUCCCCACAGAAUCGGUUGCUCGAGGGCAUCGCCCAGCCGCUCUAUCUCCAAUGCGUCCGGGGAGUGCAAUAUCUGCAUUCAAACGGCAUUGCCCAUCGCGACUUGUCGCUUGAAAAUGUAUUUUACUGCCACGGGACGUGCAAAAUUGGUGACUUUGGCCUGAGUACAGAUGUCCCGCUUCGAAGCAGCGGUGAAGUCGUGGGCAAAGCUUACUAUAUGGCACCAGAGGUGGCCAAUAAAGAGGCGUACGACGCCUUUGCAGCCGACAUAUGGUCGCUUGGGAUCGUGCUCUUUAUUAUGCUCACGGGCUCCCCGCUUACGUCCUCUGCGUCGCGAGACAAUAAGGCGUUCGUGGCUUUCUGUGAACUGGGCGUGGCCAAGGUCAUUGAAUUAUGGGGACUCGCAGACCGGAUAUCGACGACAACGCUCGAGCUGCUGGAUAAGCUGCUUCGGUUGGAUCCGAGAGAGAGACCGACGGCCGAUGAGCUUGUGGACCUCAUUGAGACCGCGGCAAUGGAUUGA
Messenger RNA from Peronospora matthiolae, 852 nucleotides. The record is from the annotation of a GenBank genome assembly. NCBI's taxonomy places the organism in Eukaryota, Oomycota, Peronosporomycetes, Peronosporales, Peronosporaceae.